Messenger RNA from Pipra filicauda (Wire-tailed manakin), 3913 nucleotides. It is a transcript of the gene AXIN2, whose product is annotated as axin 2. The record is from RefSeq and is a predicted model, not a curated record. Gene Ontology annotation, biological process: negative regulation of canonical Wnt signaling pathway. The coding region runs from base 359 to 2839 and encodes 826 amino acids. NCBI's taxonomy places the organism in Eukaryota, Metazoa, Chordata, Aves, Passeriformes, Pipridae. The transcript is spliced from 12 exons.
UAACCAGGGGAGGGAGGCGCGCAGCGCAGUGGGCUCCUUUCCCUCGCAGCCCCCCCCACCCCUUUACCACCCCCCCCUUCCCUUCCCUUUCCCGAUGCUCUCCGAUGCGGUUGCACCGCCGGGGAGGAGAGGAGGAGGAGGAGGAAGGCGAGGAGGAGGAGGAGGAGGAAGGCCAGCGGGGGGAGCGGGUGCAGCCUGCGCGCUGCCGGGGAGCGGCGGGGCUGCGGGCGCGCAGCGAGCUCGGGCUCGGCGAGAGGAGGCUCCGAGGAUCCCCUGCUGACUCCAGGCAGAGGCAGGCAGAGGCACAGGCAACUCCUGGAGCAACUGGGAGCCCCUCUCCCCGCCGAGCUCCGGAGCCAUGAGCAGCGCCGUGGUCCUCGCCCACCUCCCAGACCACAGCAGCAGCUUCAGGGAAGACGCCCCCCGACCCCCUGUCCCGGGGGAGGAAGGAGAAGCACCAUGCCCGCAACUCGCCAGCUCGUUUCUCCCAAAAAGCCAAAGCUUCAAGGCCAUGCCGGUGCCUCCUGCCCCGCGGAGGAAUGAGAACGGACUCGGGGAGCCGGAGGGCAGCGCGUCCCCAGACUCCCCUCUGGCCAGAUGGACCAAAUCCUUGCAUUCCUUGUUGGGAGAUCAAGAUGGUGCCUAUCUUUUUCGGACCUUUCUGGAAAGGGAAAAAUGUGUGGAUACCUUAGACUUCUGGUUUGCCUGCAAUGGCUUCAGGCAGAUGGACCUUAAGGAUACCAAAACUUUGCGAGUAGCCAAAGCUAUUUACAAAAGGUACAUCGAGAACAACAGCAUCGUCUCCAAGCAGCUCAAACCUGCUACCAAGACCUACAUAAGGGACAGCAUCAAGAAGCAGCAGAUAGAUUCCAUCAUGUUUGAUCAGGCACAGACUGAGAUUCAGACUGUGAUGGAGGAAAAUGCUUACCAGAUGUUUUUAACUUCUGAUAUAUACCUCGAAUACGUACGGAGUGGAGGAGAGAAUCCCGCUUACAUGAACAGCAACGGACUGGGGAGCUUAAAAGUUGUCUGUGGCUAUCUCCCGACCUUGAAUGAAGAAGAGGAAUGGAGCUGUGCAGACUUUAAAAACAAGAUCUUGCCUUCAGUAGUCGGACUAUCCAGCAAGACGUUGAGGGUUACAGCGAAUGUCAGAGCUACGGAAACGAUCGAGAAUGGAUACAGGUCCUUCAAGAGGAACGAUCCUGUUAACCCAUACCACGUGAACUCUGGCUAUGUCUUUGCCCCAGCGACCAGCGCGAACGACAGCGAGAUCUCCAGUGAUGCCCUGACGGACGACUCCAUGUCGAUGACGGACAGCAGCGUAGAUGGGAUCCCCCCGUACAGAAUUGGGAGCAAGAAGCAGCUCCAGCGGGAAAUGCAUCGGAGCGUCAAGGCCAACGGUCAAGUUUCUCUACCUCAUUUUCCGAGGACCCACCGUCUUCCCAAGGAGAUGACCCCGGUGGAGCCAGCUGCCUUCGCCGCCGAGCUCAUUUCCCGGCUGGAGAAGCUGAAGCAGGAGCAGGAAACCAUGGACUGUCUGGAGGAGAGGCUGCAGCAGAUCAAGGAGGAUGAGGAGAAGGAGGGCUCUGAGCUCCCUGCCAGCCUGCAGAGCAGUCGGGAGAUGGUGAACCCCCAGCACCCCCAGCAUCCACUCUCGCUCCUGCCCUCGGGCAGCUACGAGGAGGACCCCCAGGCCAUCCUGGACGAGCACCUCUCCCGCGUGCUGAAGACCCCCGGCUGCCAGUCGCCCGGCAUGGGCCGGCACAGCCCCCGCGCCCGCUCCCCCGACCGCCUGCCCAUGGGCAAGCUGCCGCCCGGCACGGCCUCGCUGGCCGCCUGCGCCGUGGUGGGCAAGGGCUUCAUCACCAAGCAGACCACCAAGCACGUCCACCACCACUACAUCCACCACCACACCGUGCCCAAGACGAAGGAGCAGAUCGAGGCCGAGGCGGCGCAGCGGGUGCAGUGCUGCUGCCCGGCGGGCGGCGACUACUACUGCUACCCCAAGUGCAAGGGCCACCCCAAAAACACAGACCCCCCUCUCCCUCCGCUGGAGCCCUUCGGCAGGACGGGGACGCUGCUGAAGAGGCCGGGCCGAGGAGUGGAGAGCGUGGCCCCGCCGGCCGGGGACGGGGGGCUGCCUGGCCCUGCUGGGGUGCAGCUCCCCGGGGGUGAAGCAGACCGGGCGCAGAACGUCUGGCAGUGGAUGCUGGAGAGCGAGAGACAAAAUAAGCACAAGCCCCAUAGCACACAAAGCACAAAGAAGGCCUACAGCUCCGACUGCGCCAAGGGGGCCCCCGGCCGCCACCACCCGUGGGGGACCGGCAGCCACCCGCGCGGGGCACAGCCCGCCCACCCCUUCGUGCAGGACCCCGCCAUGCCCCCGCUCACCCCGCCCAACACCCUGGCCCAGCUGGAGGAAGCGUGUCGCCGCCUCGCCGAGGUCUCCAAGCCGCAGAAACAACGAUGCUCAACCUCAAAUCAGCAGAGGGACCGAAACCACUCCGCUGCCAUUCAGGGGGGAGGCACCCCUUUCUGCAAUGCAAGUCUAAUGACAGAAGAUCACAAAGAGCCAAAGAAACUGCCAGUUGUUCACACCUCUCAGUCCAGCGAGUUGGUUGUCACCUAUUUUUUUUGCGGAGAAGAAAUUCCCUACAGGAGGAUGUUAAAGGCCCAGAGCCUGACACUUGGGCACUUUAAAGAACAGCUGAGCAAAAAGGGAAAUUACAGAUACUACUUCAAAAAAGCGAGCGACGAGUUCGACUGCGGCGCGGUGUUUGAAGAGAUUUGGGAAGAUGAAACCAUCCUGCCCAUGGGGAGGAGGGAAGGAGUGACGUGAUGCCCAGUAUUUCUCCGAGUGAAGAUAAAACUUUUCUAAAGAAAUAAUAAUAAUAAUAAUAAUUAAUAAUAAUAAUAAUAAAAAGCCGAAAUAAAAAUGCUGUCCUACCAUUCAUCUAGAGACCGGUGCAUUUUAAUCUAUGCUGCUCUAAUUUGAAAUAAAGGUCUUAAGUGUUAACUCUGUUAGAGGCAAUACAACAAACAGGAACUUGUUAUUUUGUCCAUGGAUUUCGGCGGGGCCAGGAUUUUGCUUUGCUGCUGUCACUGGUGUCCAGCGCCUCUCAGUCGAGGCAAGGUAGAGCAAAACCCAGAGCCUGGGAGAGCUGUAGAAGGAGCCAUCCCAUUCCCAUUCCCGUGUUUAGCACACCAGAAGGUUUAAAACCCUGUGUGUAUCCCACAGAGCUAAUUUUUUUAGCCGUUCGAUGUUAGCACUGCUUGUGUUUCAACGUGGUGUAGCUACAACGGGGGUGUAUUUUCAGCUUCUGAGUCGUUGUGUGUGGCGGGUUUUUUUGGUUGGGUUGGUUUUUGCCUUGCCUUCACACCCACCUGAGGCCGUGGGAGAUGUGGAUGAAGCUCCGUGUGUGUGCGUGGGGUGGGUUUUGGGACAGAGAGAGAGAGAGAGAGGGGCCCUUUCCCGAGAAAGACCUUGCAUUUCGACAGUUGGGUUUUGUGUUGAUUAAGUUAAUCUGUGCAUUCUGUUUGCCAUUGCUACUUUGUGUAAGUCUGUAUAUAUUGUAGAAAAUGUAUGGUGAAAAUAUUAAUACACUAUCUCUAGUGUUUUUAAAAUUUAAUCAGUACAGUACCUGUGCCUGCAUGGUGUAACAGGCCAUGCGUCGCCCUAUAUUCAGGGUUCAAGCUUUCCCUUGUUUGUUUAAGGGGUUUAUGUAUAAAUAUAUUUUAUGCCUUUUAUUACAAGUCCUGUACUCAUGACUUUUGCCAUGGCAUUUUGUUCUACUUAUACUGUAAAUUAUGCAUUAUAAAGAGUUUCAUUUAAAAAAAAAAAUUACUUGGUACAAUAAUUAUUGUAAUUAAGAGAUGUAGCCUUUAUUAAAAUUUUAUAUUUUUCAAAUUAAUA